UCACUGCAGCUGCUCGCCCGACUCAGUGUCGCCGUGCUGCCUACCUGAGUCGGAGCGCUCUGGGGCGGGGGUGCGGUCGUGUAAUAGGAAGCGGAGUGCUUUGCAAGCUUCCCGUGGGACACCCGCUAACCCGGCCGGUCACCAAGUCUGGUGCAUUCCCAGCCGACCUCUCCGGUUUUCAUUUUUGGUGCUCGAAGUCCCCUGCUUGUAGCAGCCAUGCCUCUCAGCCGCAGUCUCUCCAUGUCCUCACUUCCAGGACUGGAAGAUUGGGAGGAUGAGUUCGACCCGGAGAACACAGUGCUUUUCGAGGUGGCCUGGGAGGUGGCCAACAAGGUGGGUGGCAUCUACACUGUGCUGCAGACGAAGGCGAAGGUGACUGGGGAUGAGUGGGGUGACAACUACUACCUGGUGGGACCGUACACGGAGCAGGGCGUGAGGACUCAGGUGGAGCUGCUGGAGCCCUCGACUCCUGAGCUGAAGAGGACCCUGGAUUCCAUGAACAGCAAGGGCUGUAAGGUGUAUUUUGGACGUUGGCUGAUAGAGGGGGGACCCCUAGUGGUGCUCCUGGAUGUGGGGGCCUCAGCCUGGGCCCUGGAGCGCUGGAAGGGUGAGCUUUGGGACACCUGCAACAUCGGGGUACCCUGGUACGACCGUGAGGCCAAUGACGCUGUCCUGUUUGGCUUCCUCACCACCUGGUUCCUGGGUGAGUUCCUGGCGCAGAACGAAGAGAAGCCAUAUGUGGUUGCCCACUUCCACGAGUGGUUGGCAGGCAUUGGUCUGUGUCUGUGCCGUGCCCGGCGCUUGCCAGUGGCAACCAUCUUCACCACCCAUGCCACGCUGCUGGGGCGCUAUCUGUGUGCUGGGGCCGUGGACUUCUACAACAACCUGGAGAACUUCAAUGUGGACAAGGAAGCAGGCGAGAGGCAGAUCUACCAUCGCUACUGCAUGGAGCGAGCCGCUGCCCACUGCGCUCACGUCUUCACCACCGUGUCCCAGAUCACUGCCAUUGAGGCUCAGCACCUCCUCAAGAGGAAACCAGACCUCAUUACAGAUGGUUUGUAUUAUAAAAAAUGCUUUGGCCUGGUGGCUUCUGGGGUUCGUAGUUUUCAGACCCAGCUUGGGAACUGAGACCUCAUUCUUUCCUGUGACUUGUUUAGGCACUUGGACUUCAACUUAGACAAGACUCUGUAUUUCUUUAUUGCUGGCCGCUAUGAGUUCUCCAACAAGGGAGCUGAUGUGUUCCUGGAAGCCUUAGCCCGGCUCAACUAUCUUCUCAGAGUGAACGGCAGCGAGCAGACAGUUGUUGCCUUCUUCAUCAUGCCGGCCCGGACCAACAAUUUCAACGUGGAGACCCUGAAGGGCCAAGCCGUGCGCAAACAGCUCUGGGACACGGCCAAUACAGUUAAGGAGAAAUUCGGGAGGAAGCUUUACGAGUCCUUACUAGUGGGGAGCCUCCCAGACAUGAACAAGAUGCUGGACAAGGAGGACUUCACUAUGAUGAAGAGAGCCAUUUUUGCUACUCAGCGGCAGUCUUUCCCCCCUGUGUGCACCCACAACAUGCUAGACGACUCCUCAGACCCCAUCCUGACCACCAUCCGCCGAAUUGGCCUUUUCAACAGCAGUGCUGACCGUGUGAAGGUGAUUUUCCACCCGGAGUUCCUCUCCUCCACGAGCCCUCUGCUCCCUGUGGACUAUGAGGAGUUUGUCCGAGGCUGUCACCUUGGGGUCUUUCCCUCCUACUAUGAGCCCUGGGGCUACACACCUGCGGAGUGUACCGUCAUGGGCAUCCCCAGCAUCUCCACCAACCUCUCGGGCUUUGGCUGCUUUAUGGAGGAACACAUCGCAGAUCCCUCAGCUUACGGCAUUUACAUUCUGGAUCGGAGGUUCCGCAGCCUGGAUGACUCCUGCUCGCAGCUCACCUCCUUCCUCUACAGUUUCUGUCAGCAAAGCCGGCGACAGCGCAUCAUCCAGCGGAAUCGCACAGAGCGGCUGUCAGACCUGUUGGAUUGGAAGUACCUAGGCCGGUACUACAUGUCUGCACGCCACAUGGCCCUGGCCAAGGCUUUUCCAGAUCAUUUCACCUAUGAGCCCCAUGCGGUAGAUGCGUCCCAGGGGUACCGUUACCCACGGCCAGCCUCCGUACCGCCAUCGCCCUCACUGUCUCGACACUCCAGCCCACACCAGAGUGAGGAUGAGGAAGAGCCCCGGGAUGGACUACUGCGGGAAGACAGUGAGCGUUAUGACGAGGAAGAAGAGGCUGCCAAGGACCGCCGCAACAUCCGAGCACCGGAGUGGCCCCGCCGGGCCUCCUGUUCUUCCUCCACAGGCGGAAGCAAGAGAAGCAACUCAGUGGACACUGGCGCCUCCAGCUCACUCAGCACACCCACUGAGCCCCUGAGUCCUACCAGUUCCGUGGGCGAGGAACGUAACUAAGCCCCUCUACCCCACUCCCUGCCUGUCCUGUGCCCCUCCUGCAGAGGGCCUGAUAGAUGGGAGGGUGCCUGAACCCCACUCCAGACCCUGAGAGGGACCCGUACCCAGUGUGGUCCACAGCCCAGCCUGUUUCAGACACUCCAGCCCCUGGGCUCCAGUCUUGGAGCCCCCACACUCCACACCGCUGUGUGCCUUUCUUGAAUUGCAGAAUGCAUUCUGUGUUCUGGUCUGGAGUCUCCAGACUCAGACUGGGUCCCAGAGGCCAGGAAUCUGCCUUUGUUCUUCGAUGCCAGAGGUUUUCAGCCUCCUAGUUUAUUGUUUUCCAGGCUGCAGCUUCUUCAUUUGAUCCUAAACCACAGAGUAUGCUGUGCCCAGGCCUGCCCCCAAGACCACCUCAUGUUAGAAUCUGUGGCCUCCCUGCAACCGGGACGCCAAGUGCAGAGUUAGGACGCCUCAGGGAUUAACAUAGUUGAAUAUGGGCUGGUCAGAGUGCUUGCCUGGCACACCCAGGGAUCUAGCUCUAACACCUCACCUGUAAACCUGAAUUGCUGGUGCACCUCUGUAAUUCCAGCACUCAGUAAGUAGAGGCAGAAGGGUCAGGCGUUUGUCUUCUGCUACACAGGAAGUUAGUUCAAGGCCAGGCAGGGCAAAAGUCAGUGAAGCAAAGGUAACAGUGCUUAAGGUCCUCCAUUUCAGCCCACAGCUGGGAUUCCAGGACAGGCUGCAAGCUUGAUCUCCCUAGGUGUGUCCUGCUCAUUUCUCCCAGGGAGCAUGCAGAGUUGGACCAGACCCUUUUGCCUUCUUGUGGACCAGAGGUUAUUCUUCCCUUUGGUUCCAGGAAAUGCCUCCUGGAACUUUGAGAACAGGAUGACUAUCAACCCCACAACGGCUCAGCCUGCGGUGAAACAGCUGGGCUCUGGCUCCCAAUGGCCAAACCAGGAGUCUGAUCACUGUGCUGUCCCCUGGUCCCCUUUCCUGAUCUAGAACCAAGCCCACUGGCUUCUCGAAGCCCCAUGUGUACCUCAAGGCCUUUCUGCCUGCAAGCUUUGGCCUGCCCCAGCUCUUCAGUGAAGGGGGGCCCUCAUACCUGAGGCCCUUCUUGGUUUGCAUUUGGAGGGGGAGGGCAGAAGGUGUGUGAUUGGAGUGUGUCCAGAUGAAAAAAAUAUACGUGUAUUUAAGA
Messenger RNA from Alexandromys fortis (reed vole), 3613 nucleotides. RefSeq names its product glycogen synthase 1 (gene Gys1). The transcript has 16 exons. The record is from RefSeq and is a predicted model, not a curated record. Gene Ontology annotation, cellular component: cytoplasm. Gene Ontology annotation, molecular function: alpha-1,4-glucan glucosyltransferase (UDP-glucose donor) activity. Gene Ontology annotation, biological process: glycogen biosynthetic process. Lineage: Eukaryota; Metazoa; Chordata; Mammalia; Rodentia; Cricetidae.